Molecule: messenger RNA, 2005 nt
Organism: Prunus avium (sweet cherry)
Lineage: Eukaryota; Viridiplantae; Streptophyta; Magnoliopsida; Rosales; Rosaceae
Product: serine-rich protein-like protein
Source: RefSeq, a predicted model, not a curated record
CCUUGAGACUCGUUAGGUUUGCCAAACCAAACGCCCUAAGGGGCCCUUAGGGGAAAAAAACAAUCUCUCUCUCUCUCUCUCUCUCCUCUCUCCUCUCUCUUCCUAGAUCUCUUGCUUUCUCUCUCUAAACACUCUCCAAUGGCUACCGCAUCAUCUUCAUCAUCGAGAACGAGAACCAGGUCAAGCGGACCAGUUCUCCGCUCGCUCUCACCUUCUGGAAGGUUUUACACAGCCUCAAAUGCCUCCAUCUCAUCUUCCGCUUCGGGCUUUGCUUCGUCCACAAGCUCUAGCUUCUCAUCUCCGGCCUCCGCCUUCUUCAGCCACCACAAGGACCACCACUACUACAAUCAGCAGAUCAACCACCACCAUCACCACCGAUCUGCUUCCCCGACACGUGUCAACCUGUACACCUCCUCCGCCCCAUCUCCAUCCGUCCGCUUCUCCAUCGACCACCGUUCGAUCUCUCCGAACCACUCGAAUCGAUCCAUCACCGUUUCGAAGAAAAACGGCCCGAUCUCGAUGCCUAAGAAGACCUGUAUGUGCUCGCCGACGUCGCAUCCGGGGUCGUUUCGCUGCAGUCUUCACAAGAACAUCGGCGGAGGUCACAACGCGGCCCCGUAUCCGACGAACAGGCUCAACAUGCGCAGAUCUGCUAUGACGAACUCGCUGGUUCGAAUCGGUGGAGUCGAAGGUGAGUGGGUGAAGCGAGCCCUGACCGCUCUGAUCCGUCCCUGCGCCCACCAGCAGAGGCGAAGAGCCGGCUUCUCGGCCAUGUCCACCGCCGACAACAAGUGACUGAGUUACCAUCGGCAACGAUCUCUCUGAUUUUGUUUUACAGAGUAACAGAAAGACACAGGUCAGGUUGGUUAAUUUCCGGUCAUUUCUUCAUUUUUUCCGAUCUUUGAACCCGGUGAGUCAACUCGGAGCCACACAGCCCUGCCGCUAUCGAUCCGAGCAGAUCCGACGGUUUUAGCUGAGGUCAACUCAACUCAACUCGGGCGAGUCACGAAGCGGAGGUCCCGAGUCGAGCCGGCGAGUUUUGCGCUCUGGGAUACGGAGCGUCCCGCCGAAACACUAUGAAAGAGAAACUCUCAUAUUGUACAGUUGAAUGAUAUGAUUUGCUAUGGAAAAUUGGAAGGACAGUUUUCGGACAUUUAAUCUUUUCCCUAAACAAAUCUCCCAACUAAAACUGGAUUAAGGAAAAUUAACAGAGUAAUAAUUUGCAUUCAGAAGUUGCAAAGACUUGGUUCAGUUCGGUUUUUACACAGCCGCUCAAUCCAUUUGUGUUUGCAGCAUUUGGGGUUAUCCGUUAUGUUUGCCGUUUCAGUCACCGUCCGUUCCGUUCAGUUCCGUGUUAUGGGUUCCGUUGGCCGUCAUCAUCAUCGUUAGCGUGUUCCGUUACGUGUGUUCCGUUCAGUUUGCCGUAUUGCUUUACAAGGUUGCGUUACUCUUUUUGCAAGGUGUGAAGUUAUUGACUAACUUUCAUGCACUUUUGAAGGAUUUGAAAUUUGAAAAAUAUGACCUGGAACUCAAUUGUGGAAGCCGUGGGUGGAGGAAAUGGACAAAUGAACCUUCUACAACACUCCUGACUUUAAAAGAAAUAUUAUAUGGUUAUUUGCAAAAAGAGAAAAAAUAUCAUUUAAAGCAUAAAAUAAAAGAAAAAAUCUCAGUUAAAUAACAAAAAUAUUUACUCUAUGAAGAAAAGUGACUAUGAAGAGUGUGUGGCUCAAAUUGUUCAAGUAAAGCAGUAAAAAUACCCAAUACUAGAAAGGAAAGUAUCAAUUUGGGAGAAAUUUGAAUGAAAGUUUUUUAGAGAAAGUACAGCUCUCUUCCAUUAAGUGCUGACAUGAUGGAGGAGCAGAAAAGGAAGUAAAGGCCAAAGAGCAUGACCUGGCCGACAUUUAUUAUGUUAAUCCGGCGCCAAAUGUGAUCGGUGCCAUGAUUGGAAAAAAGUGAAAAUACAAGGACCAAAAAGAAAACAAAAGAGGAAAAAAGGAGAAAACAA